GUAGCCGUCGCCGUCGCUCUUGAAUUUAUGUUUUUUCGAAGACGUACAAAAACGAAGAAACGGGAAAACCAUCAGUCAUAAUUUUUCGGUUCCGAGAAUCAUUCUACGUACCAGAAUUAAUCAGUGCCAUACACAAAUAGUUAAAGCCAUUAAUUGUGAGUGUGAGUGUGCGUGUUAAUUUAACCCCAACUUUUCGUGUUCAUUAAUCAACAUUUAGCACAUGGUAAAAACUGAUUAGCUGUAUUGCAAUAAAAUACCCGAGAAAUAAAACAAGAAACCCCAGAGAAACUUCCACUUUCCCUGAGCCUGGUCCUUUCUUCUCAGGACACCUGACUGCCUGACUGGCUGAGUGCCGCCUGCCAGUUAAAGGCCUUUCCAGGAUGCCAGUGCUGAACAUCUCGGCGGACAAUUUAACCAGCCUGCUGCAGGGUCUCGAACCCGAGGAGCUGCUGCCCACGGCGACCCCGAUGACCCCGCUCUCCCUGCUGGCCACCCUCAGCGUGGGCUAUGCCCUCAUCUUUAUAGCGGGGGUGCUGGGCAACCUCAUCACCUGUAUCGUCAUAUCGCGGAACAACUUCAUGCACACGGCCACCAAUUUCUACCUGUUCAACCUGGCCAUAUCCGACAUGAUCUUGCUGUGCUCCGGAAUGCCCCAGGACCUGUAUAACCUUUGGCACCCGGACAAUUAUCCCUUCAGCGACAGCAUCUGCAUAUUGGAAAGCGUUCUCUCGGAAACGGCGGCCAAUGCGACCGUUCUGACCAUUACCGCCUUCACCGUCGAGCGAUACAUUGCCAUUUGUCAUCCGUUCAGGCAGCACACGAUGUCCAAGUUGUCACGGGCCGUGAAGUUCAUAUUUGCCAUCUGGAUAGCCGCCCUUUUGCUGGCCCUGCCCCAAGCCAUCCAGUUUUCGGUGGUGAUGCAGGGCAUGGGAUCCUCGUGCACGAUGAAAAACGACUUCUUUGCCCAUGUGUUUGCUGUGUCGGGCUUCCUGUUCUUCGGCGGACCCAUGACGGCCAUCUGCGUGCUGUACGUCCUCAUCGGGGUGAAGCUGAAGAGGAGCAGACUCCUGCAGGCGCUUCCCAGGCGAUGUUACGAUGUGAACCGGGGGAUAAGCGCCCAGACCCGAGUCAUCCGGAUGCUGGUGGCUGUGGCCGUGGCAUUCUUCAUCUGCUGGGCCCCCUUCCACGCCCAGCGCCUGAUGGCCGUCUAUGGCUCCUCCUCGGGCAUCGAGUCCCAGUGGUUCAACGACGUGUUCAGCAUCCUCGACUACACGUCCGGCGUCCUCUACUUCCUCUCCACCUGCAUCAACCCGCUGCUCUACAACAUCAUGAGCCACAAGUUCCGAGAGGCCUUCAAGGUAACCUUGGCUAGACAAUUUGGACUGGGUGGCAAAAACCAAGGAAGAGGGCUGCCCCACACCUACAGCGCUCUGCGGCGUAAUCAGACGGGUUCCUUGCGACUUCAUACAACGGACAGCGUUCGGACCACCAUGACUUCCACGACGACGACCACGACGGGAUUGAAUGGCUGUGGCAAUGGCAAUGGGGCGGCAACAGGUCCGGCGGUACGACUGAACCGCGUGUCCUUGGACAGCAGCCAUUUGCAAGGACAGAAUCGCAGUCGGCAGGACCUCUUCGAUAACCCACGCCGUACUCUCCAGACGCAAAUAUCCCAGCUGUCAUCGGUGGGCGAUGCCCACUCGCUGCUCGAGGAGGAUUUGCAAUUUCCCGCGGAACCACUGCAGCGACAGCCCACCAUGUGCUCCAUUGAUGAGCUCACAGAUGACUUGGCCAUCUCUCGGUCACGCCUCAAGCUGACGCGCAUCACCCGCCCACUGGCCACAGUGGGGGCGGGGGGCGUGGCAGGGGGCGUGAGUGGUGACGAGUCGAGUGGCAAAGUGCGCAAGGCGAAAGUGAAAGCGCUCAAGAGCUCAAGCGCUCUCAAGGGUCUCAGGGCCAAAUUCAAUUGGCGUGCCAGACGCAAAGGCAGCCACAAACCGCAGGUUAAGGAGGCCGCGGUGGCAGUCGACGAGGCUGGGGAGCGGGGAUCGGCUUUUUAAAGGGGUCCCACCAUACCCAGCCAUCCCGCAACCCCUUUCUCUGGAGGAGAAAGCCAUCUCCGGAGUCCAUUCCAGUGCCACCCACAGACAUUACACACACACAACUGUGAUAUGAGCAGCAAGCGCCUCUCCAGCUUGUUUGUGUUUACUUUAGACAAAUAUAUUCCAAGUUGGGGUCAAUUAAACUAUAUAGUUGUCCUGGCCAA
This is a messenger RNA of Drosophila subpulchrella, 2266 nucleotides long. It is a transcript of the gene PK2-R2, whose product is annotated as pyrokinin-1 receptor. The record is from RefSeq and is a predicted model, not a curated record. Gene Ontology annotation, molecular function: neuropeptide receptor activity. Gene Ontology annotation, biological process: neuropeptide signaling pathway. The transcript is spliced from 9 exons. Lineage: Eukaryota; Metazoa; Arthropoda; Insecta; Diptera; Drosophilidae. Gene Ontology annotation, cellular component: plasma membrane. The coding region runs from base 381 to 2060 and encodes 559 amino acids.